This is a messenger RNA of Erinaceus europaeus (western European hedgehog), 3537 nucleotides long. It is a transcript of the gene TMEM171, whose product is annotated as transmembrane protein 171. The transcript has 3 exons. Bases 2329 to 3489 code for a protein of 386 amino acids. NCBI's taxonomy places the organism in Eukaryota, Metazoa, Chordata, Mammalia, Eulipotyphla, Erinaceidae. The record is from RefSeq and is a predicted model, not a curated record.
ACAGACACCUGCUGACCUGCUUCACCAUUUGUGAAGUGAUUCCCCUGCAGGUGGGGAGCCGGGGGCUCGAACUGGGAGCCUUGAGCCGGUCUGUGCUUUGCCAUGUGCGUUUAACCCGCUGUGCUACCGCCCGGUCUCCUCUCUAUGUCCUCCUGAGCGCACCUCUGUGUAUGAGAGAGACAUUUUUGGGGGAGAGGAAUGACACAUCUGCCAGGUGCACAGGCCGCCAGCCCAUGAAGCAGGAGGUGUAGACCCAGAUUUAGGCAUCUGUUCACUCUGGGGGUGCCCAGGGGCAGCUGAAGCCGCGGGGCUCUCUCCAAAGUAGAAGGUAGGAGUACUUGCGUUCCUGGUAGCAGGGAGCCACCCUCAUCUCUGAAGCCGCGAAUUGCACGGUCAUAACUGUUUUUCACCAGUGCAGCUCUCGUCCUUACUCAGCGAAGGCUUGUCUUCAGAAGUAGUUCCUGUCUGGGUCUGAAACGGGAGCUCACUCCCAGCUUGGCUUCCUUCUUUCCUCUUCUGAUUCCAUCGUCCUUCUUCCUGGAAAAGUGCUUCUGAGGAGACCGUGAGCAGCUCGCCUCCUUCACCUGGGCUUGGACAUGAUUGUCAGUUGUAACGCGGGUCUUGACUUUAGAGCUUUCGAUUUUAGAUCCUUGGUGUGAGGGGCACAAAACACUUCUUUUCCUUCCUUCCUUCCUUCUGUCCUUCCUUUCUUUCUUUCUUUCUUUCUUUCUUUCUUUCUUAUUUUCUUUCUUCCUUCCUUCCUUCCUUCCUUCCUUCCUUCCUUCCUGUGAACCAUUGGAAAUGUUCUUCAUACUUUGGUUGUCUUGUCCAGUCUCCCAGCUUGAAAGGUCCUGGUGAAAGUAUCCCGUUCUCCAGAGCAAUGCAGGAGGACUUUUAUAAAAGCAGGCUGCAUAAAGCAGACGACCCAGUGACAGCUGCUGGGUCCGUCUAGUAUAUGUGGUCAGCCGGGCCUCGUGGAAGGUGCUUUCCCAGCUGGCUUCUUUAGACUUGAAAGCCUGCCCUUGAAGUACUUGGUUUCAUUUAAACUUCUUUCCAAGUCAAGUUCUGUUAUUGUCUGGUGCUUGGUCACUGGUGAUGACACGGGCAGCUUAUUUUCCACUGAGGUAAACCUCUUGCUGGACGUUGUGUCACCACAGAGGGUGUGCGUGCACCUGCCUGCCUGGCCAGUCUGGCCUUGGCAUCCCAGCCCCGUAGCAGAGCCACUGGGCAGGCCAGGAGAGUCCCAGGGUGCGUCUGAGGACUUGACAGACACAUCUUGGCAGAAGUAGCUGAAAACCCACCAGACCCAUUCUGAUUCUGAACUGCCUUCCCCCUCAGUCCACUGGGCUUGAGUCUCCCUCAGACGCGGCCUUAGAAGAAAGCAAGGAAUGGAAAUUUGCCGUGGUGUGAAACAGGAAAUGGAAAAGUUGUUCCUGAACAGAAUCUUACAGACUUAGCCCAUCUGUGAUGAAAUGCGGGUAUCUGUAAAUCAGAGCUAAUUCCUGUGAUUCUUUACCUCGGCCACCAUUGUUUUCUGGGGAAGUGAGUCGGUAAGACUCAGAGCAGGAAAAAACAAGCUCAGGCUUUUUUUUGUUUGUUUGUUUGUUGUUGUUAUUUUUUAAUUUUAUUUUAUUUUUGGUCAUUUCCUGGGUUGCCUUUUUCCAGCUGAUAUUCUCCCCACAUAGAGUCAGGGGUUGGGUGGUGGUGCACCUGGUUGAGUGCACAGGUUACCAUGUGCAAGGACCCAGGUUCAAGUCCCUGCCCCCCACCUGCAGGGGGGGGUCUUUGAGAGUGGCGAAGCAGAGCUGCAGGGGUCUCUCUGUCUCUCUCCCUCUCUGUCUCUCCUUUCCUCUUGAUUUGUCUCUGUCUCUAUCCAAUAAAUGAAAGUAAAUUUAAAAAAAAGAAAGAGAGAGACACAUAUAGACACACAGCCACUAUAGUACCAAGCUUCCUUCAGUGAGGUGGGCUGGGCUUAACCCUAGAUGGCAUCCCCGGCAAAGCAGAGGUGCUGGCCAAGUGAGCUGUUUUGUCCAGUCAUCUGCUUUCCUUUUUUAAUCUUGAGCUACUCUUUGGUUUGUGGUAAAGUGCAUUUUCUCUUCUUGAACAUCAUCUCGAGGUUAUGUAUUUGGGUGAGGAAGAGAGCAUAAGGGCUGCGCAGAAUUCUCCCAUGUCUGAGGUUCCAAGUUACCAGGUUUAAUCCCCUGAACCAUUUACAAGCCAGAGAUGUGCAGUACUGUGUGCGUGGGGGGGGGGGGGGCAAACCCAAACAGAAGGCCAGUCUGUGCCACCUUCAGGAGUCAGGAGUGUCUGUGAGCCACGACCCAGCUCAUGGUUGUGCAAGUUCUCAGGCUCCAUCCACUGUGGUUUCUUCCUGGUGUGGCUUCUGACACUGUCAGGAGGGCGGUGAGGGCCCCCAGGCCCACUCUGAUGUGUUCGCUUCUGUUUGCAGAGCCGUGGAAACUGCCGGGCAGAGGCGGCACGUCCCACCCGGCCCGGGGCGAGGCCUCGCCGGCCAUGUCUCCCGCAGCAGCGUCUGCUGAGUGGGACGGCGCCCAGCAGGACCGGCGUGUCAGCAAGCUGGUUUUCUUCCUUUUCGUCUCUGGCGCUGCCCUGCUGUGUGCGGGAGUCCUGCUGUCCAUCUUCGGGUUCCAGGCGUGCCAGCCCGGGGCCCUGCCUCACUGCGGCACGCUGCUGAAGGUCGCCGGGCCCGCCUGUGCCGCGCUGGGGCUCGGGGCCGUGGUCCUGGCCCGCUCCCGGGCCCGGCUGCAGCGCCGGGAGAGGCGGCGCCGGGGUGGCCGGGUGGACCCCGACAGGGCCUUCGCAUGUGGGGAGAGCCGCCAGUUUGCCCAGUGCCUGGUCUUCGGGUUUCUCUUCUUGACAAGCGGCAUGCUGAUGAGCAUCCUGGGCAUCUGGGUGCCCGGCUGUAGCCCGGCCUGGGGGCAGGACCAGAACGACACAGACGCCGAGGGUUCGGAGCCUCGCAUCUGUGGGUUCCUGUCCCUGCAGAUCCUGGGGCCCUUGAUUGUGCUCGUGGGACUGUGCUUCUUCGUGGUCGCCCACGUUAAGAAAAGAAGCAGCUUGAAUGCGGGCCAGGAGGCCUAUGAGAGUGACGAGAGAGAGGCGCAGAACACCGAGCCCGUCCAGGUCACUGUAGGUGACUCUGUGGUGAUCUUCCCGCCGCCACCCCCACCUUACUUCCCCGAGGAGGCCUCAGCAGGGACUCCAAGUCCCGGGCCUGUGCACUUGCUUCCCAGUGAAGACCCGCCUUCAUAUCACAGCAUUUUCAACUAUGGCCGGACCGCAGCUCCCGAGGGCCCAGGCGCCACCCGUGAGAGAGACCAGGACUCCAUUUAUACUAUUACUGGGACUCCUUCAUUUUCUGACAGCUCCCAUGCUCCACGCCUCUCAGCUGAACCGCCUCCCCUCUACGAAGAGAAGGAAGCUGCCGGAACCACCUCACCUCUGCCGGCUGAGCCCGCCCUGCCGUGACCUCUGGACUUCAGGCCAAUUUUCUACGUGUGUGUGUGUGUGUGUGUG